Molecule: messenger RNA, 1125 nt
Organism: Parnassius apollo (apollo)
Lineage: Eukaryota; Metazoa; Arthropoda; Insecta; Lepidoptera; Papilionidae
Source: the annotation of a GenBank genome assembly
AUGGGCGGCGCGACCGCGAUUCUGGGCGUGGAACUCUGCGCGCCGCUGCUCAUGCUGUGCUGGCUCUGCUGCUGGCCAGAUGACGGCAAUUCAGACACUAGCUCCGGAAAACAUCCCAAAAAACCAGUGAUCACUAAUGGUUACAAAAAGCAGCCACUGUCAGCUCACAGAAGUCACGAAGAAAUCCGCAGCCGUCGCAAGUCACAUCAUGAGAACCGGGAGGAUGACAAUCGCUACCACUCAGCCCCCAGCAUCAUUGACGAGGUCGUGCACAGAAGGGACUGGGAGAGGUCCACUAAAGAUCUACAUAUACCACUCAAUCCUGUUACUGCACUCAGUUCCAAUACUUUAGCUCCAAAUUAUGAACAAAUUGUGAACGUAGGUCAUGUUACACAUUCGAAACAUAAGAGCGAUGAAGAAAUAAUCGGAAGGCCUUGUAAAAAACAUUAUACUAAUAUCAAAACCUCUCGCAAUAAGAAAAGUGAAGCGCCUGAGACAUCACGCAAAGAAUUAACCGCUGAUGAUAUAAAAGACGAGGAUGUUUCUGAACUAACUUCUAAUGUAUCCAAUUUCUAUAUAGGUGAUUCAUCUUGCAUGCUCAAUAAAGAAAACAUACGUGAAGACAAAGAAGGAAACGCAGAAGACCGAAAACGAUUUAAAGGCAAAGAUGUUAAACAAUCAUUGAACGAGUCGAUCAAAUUUAGGGACCGACCAAGGAACAUUUUGGGUCCUUUAACAGAGUUUCAAGUUUCAGGGGUGUUUGAGAUGGAGGAUCCGCCAGACAUCGAUCGAUCCGGUGCAGUACAUCAUUUUGAAGAAAGGUCAAAUUACUGUGACACACCUUCGGUUCCUUAUUCACCACUUCCAGUAGAGGGGACAGUGUCUCCAAUAGCGCCGCUGGCGAUGGGGGCUGGCGAGGGGGGUGAGGGGGGCGGGUCCCGGCGGAGGCUGCGCGGGCGCCACGCCAGCGCCGGCGACGUGCUGGCUCCUGCGCUGCGUCCACACUCCGCCGCACUUUCUGAAAGUGACCUGGACUUUGAUCUUGAAUGUUGCGACGAGCCGCCCCCGGCCUACGACGAGCUGCAGAUGAUAGCCAUCUCUCAGAGAAAGGAAACUGCUAUAUAA